GAAAAAUUCAUAAGGACUAUACUAACUACGGAUCCAGAGGAGGGCUGGGCCGCGUCCCGGGGUGGCCACCCCCUAUAUCCGCCACUGGCAAACACGAAGUUCGCAGCCAAAGGAGUAUGAUCACGGCCAAGAAACUCAACCCGCGAAGUCAAGCCCAAGUUCGCUGGCAGAAGAAGGAAGAUUACAACCGCAAUCUCAAGCCUCCCAAUCGUGAACUUCAUCAAGAGGAGUAAAGAAGAGAGCAUAAAUUUUCGUUAGGCGGAUCGCAGUCGCCGUUAUUUGAAGUCGAUAGAAAGAUCACGACUGCGUGCCAAAGUUCAUGGUCGCGACAUCAGGGCGAGAUCUCCCACCUUUCCCGGACUAAGCAAUGGAACUGCUAAAUUGCGGGCAUCACGACCAGUUCAUGGCCGCGAUCUAUCACCUUUAAUCGUGAACUUGGCCGAGAUUUUCAAAGUUUAUAAAUAGAGGAGCUGCUGGAGAAAGAAGGAAAAGUGGACCUAGAGUGAGACAAGUAGGGUUUUGGGAAGUUUUUAGAGAUGGAAACACUUUGAGAGAUCUUGGGAAAGAUCUAAUCUAGGGAUGGCAGUUUAUCCACCCAUGCGUAUUUUUGCCCAAAUCCAAUUAUAUCCAUUUAUAUGGGUUGGGUAUAGAUUUAUUCCAUAUGGAUUUGGAUAAUGUUUGGGUAGGUGGAGUUGAGUUUGGAUUUUAUUUUUGGGUAUGGAUUGGGUUUGGGUACCCAUCUCAUUGGACCUGGCUGUAUAUGUUUUUUUUAUUAGGUGUUAAAAUGUAAAUAGAAAUUUUUUAAUGUUUAAAAUAUAAUUUUCCACAUAUGAUGCCGGACCUAUUUGUAUCUUCUUAAAAACUUCAAGUACUAAAAUGUAACUUUGGCUGUCAGUGACCAUCGUGUUCCAGCUCUUCGUCGGCUAUUUCGACGGUGCCGGCGCCGGUGCCUCCGCUUCCGACUGACAGGCGAGGAAGAUGACAUCGGAAGUCGGUGCUCUCCGGGAAAAGCUGGAGGGUGGUGGGGAUUUCACCCAGCGGCGAUGCUCCGGCGGGGAUUCUAUCGAAGGACUCAGUGUUGAUGAUGACGUCGGAGGAAGAGUUAGAAUCAUCGUCGUCGUCCUCCGGUCAUCGAUCUGGGAUCUAGGAUCUGGGCUGGGCAUCGUUCUGGGAACUGGGAUGAUUUCCACCCGAUGUCAUCAUCAACACCGAGUCGUCCUCCGGCCGGUCAUCUUCUUUGUCUUGGUUUCCAGAUACUUGUGCCCUGAGGCUUACCCAUAGGAGAAUGUUGAAUUUCUUGCGCCCAACAACAUCAAGCUAUUCCAGUGUGGAAUCAACGGGAAGACAGUAAAUUCAUUUCAACUUUUACCUUUAAUCCUUCUCCUCCAUUGAUGAUUCCAUUGCUUAAUGAAUGAUAUUGAUACCC
Molecule: messenger RNA, 1426 nt
Organism: Linum trigynum
Lineage: Eukaryota; Viridiplantae; Streptophyta; Magnoliopsida; Malpighiales; Linaceae
Source: the annotation of a GenBank genome assembly